AUGCGCAGCCACGUGACCCGGCGGAAGAAAAUCGCUCGGAACGAGCGCUUCCACCCCCAAAACGCGGAAGGAGCUGCACAUGUGCAGGAAGAUCAGCGGGCGCCGAUGACCCCGCUUUCCAUCACCCCGCCCCAUUCUCCCGCUUUCCACCACCCCGCCCCAUUCUCCCGCUUUCCAUCACCCCGCCCCAUUCUCCCUCCUUCCAUCAUCCCGCCCCAUGCUCCCUCCUUCCAUCACCCCGCCCCAUUCUCCCGCUUUUCAUCACCCCGCCCCAUUCUCCCGCUUUCCAUCACCCCUCCCCAUUCUCCCGCUUUCCAUCACCCCGCCCCAAUCUCCCGCUUUCCAUCACCCCGCCCCACUCUCCCGUUUUCCAUCACCCCGGCCCAUUCUCCCGCUUUCCAUCAUCCCGCCCCAUUCUCCCGCUUACCAUCACCCCGCCCCAUUCUCCCGAUUUCCAUCACCCCGCCCCAUUCUCCCGCUUUCCAUCCCCAUUCUCCCGCUUUCCAUCACCCCGCCCCAUUCUCCCGCUUUCCAUCACCCCGCCCCAUUCUCCCGCUUUCCAUCACCCAACCCCAUUUUCCCGCAUUUCAUCACCCCGCCCCAUUCUCCCGCUUUCCAUCACCCCGCCCCAUUCUCCUGCUUUCCAUAACCCCGCCCUAUUCUCCCUCCUUCCAUUACCCCGCCCCAUUCUCCCACUUUCGAUCACCCCGCCCCAUUCUCCCGCUUUCCAUCACUCCGCCCCAUUCUCCCGCUUUCCAUCACCCCGCCCCAUUCUCCCGCUUUCCAUCACCCCGCCCCAUUUUCCCGCUUUCCAUCACCCCGCCCCAUUCUCCCGCUUUGCAUCACCCCGCCCCAUUCUUCCGCUUUCCAUCACCCCGCCCCAUUCUCCCACUUUCCAUCACCCCGCCCCAUUCUCCCGCUUUCCAUCACCCCGCCCCAUUCUCCCGCUUUCCAUCACCCGGACCAUUCUCCCGCUUUCCAUCACCCUGGCCCAUUCUCCCGCUUUCCAUCAUCCCGCCCCAUUCUCCCGCUUACCAUCACCCCGCCCCAUUCUCCCGAUUUCCAUCACCCCGCCCAUUCUCCCGCUUUCCAUCCCCAUUCUCCUGCUUUCCAUCACCCCGCCCCAUUCUCCCGCUUUCCAUCACCCCGCCCCAUUCUCCCGCUUUCCAUCACCCCGCCCCAUUUUCCCGCUUUUCAUCACCCCGCCCCAUUCUCCCGCUUUCCAUCACCCCGCCCCAUUCUCCUGCUUUCCAUCACCCCGCCCUAUUCUCCCUCCUUCCAUCACCCCACCCCAUUCUCCCGCUUUCGAUCACCCCGCCCCAUUCUCCCGCUUUCCAUCACUCCGCCCCAUUCUCCCGCUUUCCAUCACCCCGCCCCAUUCUCCCGCUUUCCAUCACCCCGCCCCAUUCUCCCGCUUUCCAUCACCCCGCCCCAUUCUCCCGCUUUCCAUCACCCCGCCCCAUUCUCCCGCUUUCCAUCACCCCGCCCCAUUCUCCCGCUUUCCAUCACCCCGCCCCAUUCUCCCUCUUUCCAUCACCCCGCCCCAUUCUCCCGCUUUCCAUCACCCCGCCCCAUUCUCCCGCUUUCCAUCACCCCGCCCCAUUCUCCCGCUUUCCAUCACCCCGCCCCAUUCUCUCGCGUUCCAUCACCCCGCCCCAUUCUCCCUCCUUCCAUCACCCCGCACCAUUCUCCCUCCUUCCAUCACCCCGCCCCAUUCUCCCUCCUUCCAUCACCCCGCCCCAUUCUCCCUCCUUCCAUCACCCCACCCCAUUCUCCCGCUUUCCAUCACCCCACCCCAUUCUCCCGAUUUCCAUCAACCCGCCCCAUUCUCCCGCUUUCCAUCAUCCCGCCCCAUUCUCCCGCUUUCCAUCACCCCGCCCCAUUCCUGCUUUCCGUCACCCCGCCCCAUUCUCCCGCUUUCCAUCACCCCGCCCCAUUCUCCCUUCUUCCAUCACCCCGCCCCAUUCUCCCGCUUCCACCACCCCGCCCCAUUCUCCCUCCUUCCAUCACCCCGCCCCAUUCUCCCUCCUUCCAUCACCCAGCCCCGUUCUCCCGCUUUCCAUCACCCCGCCCCGUUCUCCCGCUUUCCAUCACCCCGCCCCGUUCUCCCGCUUUCCAUCACCCCGCCCCAUUCUCCCGCUUUCCAUCACCCGGCCCCAUUCUCCCGCUUUCCAUCACCCCGCCCUAUUCUCCCGCUUUCCAUCACCCCGCCCCAUUCUCCCGCUUUCCAUCACCCCGCCCCAUUCUCCCGCUUUCCAUCACCCCGCCCCAUUCUCCCUCCUUCUAUCACCCCGCACCAUUCUUCCUCCGUCCAUCACCCCGCCCCAUUCUCCCUCCUUCCAUCACCCCGCCCCAUUCUCCCUCCUUCCAUCACCCCGCCCCAUUCUCCCGCUUUCCAUCACCCCACCCCAUUCUUCCGAUUUCCAUCAACCCGCCCCAUUCUCCCGCAUUCCAUCAUCCCCCCCCAUUCUCCCGCUUUCCAUCACCCCGCCCCAUUCCCGCUUUCCAUCACCCCGGCCCAUUCUCCCGAUUUCCAUCACCCCGCCCCAUUCUCCCGCUUUCCAUCACCCCGCCCCAUUCUCCCGCUUCCACCACCCCGGCCCAUUCUCCCUCCUUCCAUCACCCCGCCCUAUUCUCCCUCCUUUCAUCACCCGGCCCCGUUCUCCCGCUUUCCAUCACCCCGCCCCGUUCUCCCGCUUUCCAUCAACCCGCCCCGUUCUCCCGCUUUCCAUCACCCCGCCUCAUUCUCCCGCUUUCCAUCACCCCGCCCCAUUCUCCCUCCUUCCAUCACCCCGCCCCAUUCUCCCUCCUUCCAUCACCCCGCCCCAUUCUCCCGCUUUCCAUCACCCCGCCCCAUUCUCCCGCUUUCCAUCACCCCGCCCCAUUCUCCCGCUUUCCAUCACCCCGCCCCAUUCUCUCGCUUUCCAUCACCCCGCCCCUUUCUCCCGCUUUCUAUCCCCAUUCUCCCGCUUUCCAUCAUCCCGCCCCAUUCUCCCGCUUUCCAUCACCCCGCCCCAUUUUCCUGCUUUCCAUCACCCCGCCCCAUUCUCCCGCUUUCUAUCAUCCCGCCCCAUUCUCCCGCUUUCCAUCACCCCGCCCCAUUCUCCCGCUUUCCAUGACCCCGCCCCAUUCUCCCUCCUUCCAUCACCCCGCCCCAUUCUCCCUCCUUCCAUCACCCCGCCCCAUUCUCCCUCCUUCCAUCACCCCGCCCCAUUCUCCCGCUUUUCAUCACCCCGCCCCAUUCCCAUUCUCCCGCUUUCCAUCACCCCACCCCAUUCUCCCGCUUUCCAUCACCCCGCUGCAUUCUCCCGCUUUCUAUCACCCCGCCCCAUUCUCCCGCUUUCCAUCCCCAUUCUCCCGCUUUCCAUCCCCAUUCAACUGCUUUCCAUCCCCAUUCUCUCGCUUUCCAUCCCCAUUCUCCCGCUUUCCAUCACCCCGCCCCAUUACCUCGGCUCUUGGGGUUUGUAG
Messenger RNA from Closterium sp. Naga37s-1, 3468 nucleotides. The record is from the annotation of a GenBank genome assembly. Lineage: Eukaryota; Viridiplantae; Streptophyta; Zygnematophyceae; Desmidiales; Closteriaceae.